AGUAAGUCAGAAAAAUUAAAAAAGGUUAUUAGACAUCGUAAAUUACGAUUUUAAGUAAAUAUAAAUCGUUUAUUUUCCCAAAAAUAAACCAAGUACAUCAAUUACUUCUUUAUUCGACGAAGCUUCCCAAUUUACACGGUAUAUGUAUACGUGCCCCUUAACGACAAACCCUACCUCCCAAUGCUUCUUUCCCAGUUCUUCUCUGCCGUAACUCCUUCUAUCACCUCUGUGUCUAUCCUUAUCCUCUUCCUUAUUUCUGCCACCGUCCACUGCUCUCUCCACUGUGUACUUCUGAGAAAAUGUCGAAGGAGACCGUCACCGACCCCACACUUAGUCCCGUCGACCUCUCGGAAGAACCGAUGUCUAAUCUGAUCAACAUCUUCCGUACAAAUGAACAGUCUGCGGAUUUUGACCUCCUAGAGGCCGAACUUCUCAGGAGGGAGGGGUUAUGGGAGGCUAGGAGUGAAAAGGCGGCAGAGGAACUCUUCCAGCUCCAUGCCAAGAACGUUGACUUAAUGGUCAAAUUGAAGCAAAUGGAGGAUCAACUGGAGGAAGAGAAGAAGGCACGGCGACGGGAUGAAAAGUUGCUUCGCAGGACCUUGCGACACUAUGACGUGGCCGGUCAACGACUGUAUGACAAAGCAACCGAAAUGAUGGCGGAAAGCUCAAAUUGGCGACUCCUGGCAAACAGUGUCGUGGAUGUUUUGACAGCCAAAGAGAAAUCUUUGUCCCGCCAGGAAGGCGUUCCACCGGAGCAGGGUGAAGACAGUGACGGAGGUAUUUCAACUAGUUCACAUGGGUGACAUCUUUAUGUUGUUUUCGUUUUUUGUCGUUGACCAAAGCCUUGAAUGAUCUAUCUGGUUUGUUUGUUUCGUCGUCCUUUUGAUCUUAUGAAAAGCUAAUUAAACCUUUGUAGCGAUUAUUAUAUCUACUUUCAUCGGUUCGUUCUCUGCUUAUCGUGAAUUGUUUGUUGUUACCAAUAACUCAGCCCCUAUGCCUGUAAUUCACCCAAGUGAAACAAGUCGUUUGAGCGAUUUAGACAAAAUUACGGAAUUGUCUCGAGCCGUUAUCAUUUAACGUUUACCACGCAUGAUUCCAGAACAUUUCGGCAACUAUUUACAACUCAUGAUUCCAACUAAGAUGCUUGGAUCAACAAAGAUUACGAAGGGACUGGUUUAUACAAGUACGUACCUCAGUGUGAUUCCCUUCUUUGAAAAGUACGCGCUUUUUUUUUGGGGGUUGUGAAAAACGUAAACGUACGCGCGUUAAUCUGGCGAAACACCUCCCGCCUUUUAAAAUUUUUUUAUCUUUUUAAUAAAUAACCCUUAAACCUGAUUAGACUGGUCAUUAAUUGGAAAUUAAUGUGGGUGCAAUUACCAAGGGCAAUAAACGGAUUUCUAACAAAAGCUAUCACCACCGAAUGUAUUCAAAAUUUAAAUUAUAGCCUUAACCAAAUCUUAUCAAUCAUUCCACUUCAGUGAGUCAGCGAAAAAUCCGUUCGUGUUGUCAGCCUUUGCCCGUUGAUGGAUGCACGGAUUGAUGUAGUCCUUGGAAGCAGGUAAGUUGUUCAUAAUUACACUUAUUAUUUUGUAUAUUUACGGUUUUUAAAUUUUUUUUUGUGGGUUUCGUCUUUGGUCAUCCUGAAAAAUAACAUUUUUUUUAUCUGGUAUUUGGGCCAGAGAAAUAGAGUCGACCCAAAAACGAAAACCCGAACUCGCCAGAAACCCAACCCCUAAUAACCGACCCCACUCGAAGCUCCUAUCCUCUUCAGGUACGAAACUUUUUGGCUUCUAGAGGAAGACUUCAUGGAAGGGUGAUGGCGCACAGUGCUAAGGGGGUGGAACUCUGACUAAAUUAUUUAAUUAGAUAGGAUUCAGCCUUCAUAUCCGCUCGAUUCACACGCUGUCCACUCUCUUGGUGUUCUCCUAACUAAGAAUAUCCCCUUCUUCUCUGUUCGUGCCUGAACGAGAAAAUGGUACGAGAACACGCGAAAGGUGACGUCCUUAGGGUUAUCAAAGCGGCAGGAGAUCCGUCGCGACCGAUGCGUCUACCGUUUCCGAAUCGGCUCCUGCCGAAAGGUAGCAACCAUCUCUACGUCACGGUCGCCGAUGGGUCAAACCAUACCUACAAGAUUGAAUGCAGACCCAACGGGUGGAAAGAGAUCGCUCUCGGCACGGGAUGGCAAAGGUUCUAUCGUGAAUACAAGCUCCAACCAUCUAACAUUCUGCUCUUCAAGCACAAGGGCAGAGACGACUUCAGCGUUCGCAUCUUUCAGUCACCUGGUUUCGAGAGGACGUAUGCUACGUCCGGUGAUGAAGUCGUCGACGUCACACCCCGGAAGGUUCGACGGAUCCGUACACACGAUACUGAAGCGCCCCGGCGUCGAACGGGGUGCAUCAAUGUCCCCAGGACCGCAGCUGCAGCUGAGGUGGAGCAGACAUUUCGGUCCGAGCACCCCUUCUUCAUCAUGCACAUCACGAAAAGGCUCUUGGGCACCCACUUCCUGCCAAAUGUGCCGCACUUUGGAGACAACGUCAACGAUUGUGUCAUGGUGACUCUCAGAUCGGGGGAGAUCUCCGUCCGGGCCGUCUACAACAAAUACGGGGGCAAGAGAAGGCGCAAUUGUGGGGCCAUUAGCAAAGGGUGGGUGGGUUUCUUGCGCAAGUGUAACAUAAGUGUCCCCAAGCUGGCCGUCUUUGAGAUCUCCAGUACCCACCCAAAAGUGGAGCUGUUGGUCAAAUUUCUUGAUUUUGAAUGAAUCCAACUGGGUUGAUGACCUAGCUGACCAUGUUAUUUUGGAUUGCCUUUUCUGAUUUGGCAACAACUAUUUGUGUUCUGAUUGUCGAUGUGUUGCAACUGCUAGACUUCACUCUUUUUGUACAUGAUAUAAUCUUAUGACCGGUGUAACUAAGAACUUUUCAAAAUAUCAGUGUUCCUUAAAUUACUUUACAAUUCCAAUUCACACAGCAGCAUGGAUGCUCUCUACACUAAUUUGCAAUUUCAAUCCAUACAGCACUAUGGAUGCUCUAAAAUAAUUUCCAUGUUUAAAUAUAGGGCGUUACAAAAUAAAGUCAUAUAGCGGCCUGGAUAUGGUCAAAUUGGAAGUAUAACACUCCAAAACAGUUUACUAUAGCUACCUAUUCUUUGUCCAAACAUAGAACAUCACGCAUGAUCUUCUAAGAAGCUAAAACACCUGCUGCAUCACCAAACCUUUGCCUAAUUUGAAGACCCACGUUCCCACUGGAUUAAGCUGUGAGCGCACUAAAAAUAAUGAAUGGUUACCAAAUUGUGCCCUGUGAAUCAUAACCAUCGUCCAAGGCAACGUCCGAUGCAUCGUCCCAUGCCAGCUACGACGAUACUUUCAGUUAGCCAUUAACUCGGAAUCGAUGAACAGCAAUACAUAAAUUGAAAAAGACGACUAAACAAAUUUGUUGGCAAAGUCUUACCUCAUCCUCCGCAGAUGAGUCCUCCCUUCUGCAAGUUUCACCGACGCCCUCACCACUAAAGUAUGAUGCACCCUCUUAGCCCAACACUUCAGCCCAGCAUUGGUUUCAGAAAAAAGGUGCAUCUCAGGGAAAAAAAAUCCAUAGGCCCAUCACGACUGACCCAAGUUCAACCAACUGUGUUCUAACCUAGCCCGCCCGACCCGUAACACGAUGGGUUUCUCCUUCGUCAUCCUGUCGCCCACCAUCCCCGCGCCGCUUCGAUCGUUCCUUGUUGGGCGUCUCCGGCAAAGCCAUGCAUCUAGCCGAAACAUCACUCCUUGUUAUCGGACGGACACCGUAUCCAGCUCCGGCAAGGACGCUAUGCAGAUCUUCAUCCUCCGAAUCAACGAGUGGCGACAGAGGCGGCAUUUCGGAAAGCAGGCAGCUUUGCAGUGUGACUCCGCGGGAGAAAGCUUCCUGCAACUCCGUUACUCCAUUGAUGGGUCAGUGACGGAUACGUAUCCAGCGCAGCUUAUCUUGUAUGCGUCAAACGACGUCCACGGCGCUUUUCCUUCCCUCUCAGCCCUCCUCUAUCAUGUCCGAUUUGGCGUUAAACAGAAUCACUAACAGUCAUUAAUUUAGCUCUUAAAACAUGAUAAAAUAAUUCCACAUAAACCCAACUAAUUUUUAAUUGUAACAAAAAUAACCAGCUACAAAGUGAAAUUUGCACACUAACCCCUCUGACACACCUACACCACUAACCAAUCAUAAGAGGAGAGAGAAAGAGUAAUCUCUACCAUUGGAUUGAAAAAACAGAGAGAUCCGACGGCCACCCUCAAAUGGCGCACCGAUCAACCAAACAUAAACAUCAUGUGCACUGGUGUGCCAAAGAAUCUUGGCACACCGAAUCCGUCCCCAUGAAAGAAUAUCUAUUGUGUCACAAAAACGUAUGUAUAUAUAUUCUACAUUGAUGAAAAACGGAAGGAUGAAUUCCUAGUGCUGCAAGUGAAUAUAUACUUGGGGUUCAAGUUUAAUCAUUUCUGCACUUUACUUUUCUUUAUUUUAUACUCAUUAGUUA
Arachis stenosperma is the source of this 4503-nucleotide messenger RNA. RefSeq lists its product as uncharacterized. The coding region runs from base 1973 to 2758 and encodes 261 amino acids. The record is from RefSeq and is a predicted model, not a curated record. The transcript is spliced from 3 exons. Lineage: Eukaryota; Viridiplantae; Streptophyta; Magnoliopsida; Fabales; Fabaceae.